AUGGGUAGCAUCUUCGCUGACUUCCAUGAAGCCCAGCGCGUAGGCGACGGCCGACUUCUGGCAUCAUGCCUCGCUCCCGUCGACACGGCUCGGGAUCCUCAUCGUUUGCAGUCAUUCGCCCGAAUUUCGAAUUACGAGUCGAUUGGGCCGGAUAUACGCUAUUACUUGAUCCAAGGCGGCAAGAAUAUCGUGGAACUGCCUAAGGCCGAAGUUAAUGUUUGGGUCGACAUUUUCGUCGCCCUCUGGAAAUGUGUCAAAGAACUUCUUGUGCUACAGCAAGACGACGGCACAGGAGACUGGUCCAAGGCCUUUGAUGCCUACAAAGAAGUAUGCAAUCUCCUGGUCAGAGGGUACCAGAACUUCGGAUUCCAGUCUUGGACAGUCCCGUGUCUCUACACAGCGGGGAAGUUUAUCAGAAUCAUCGCAAUUAAGUCAGAUUGUGAGAUCAAGGCCAAAGACGGAGAUGGAGAUACCUUUGCCAAAGGGCUUUCAGACGAUAUUGUGGGUGACACGAACAAGAAUGAGAAACUCGAGCAGGCAGCCUGGACCAUCAACCGUAUGUUCACCGUGUGUUUGACCGACCGAUCCGAAAUGACCGAGUCACGAAAAUGGGGUAUCUACAGCACCACCAAUCUUCUCUUCAAGACGUACUUCAAACUCAACUCCAUCUCACUGACUCGGAACGUCAUUCGUGCCUUGGAAGCCGCCUCAGGUGAUUUGCCACCUCUGGAACUGUUUCCAAAAUCUCAUCGGUGCACGUUCAAGUACUACAGAGGAGUCAUCGAUUUUCUGCAGGAGAGUUACGGUGAAGCCGAGGAGAAUCUUAUGGAAGCCUUGAAGCUAUGCCACAAAGACUCACUGAAAAAUCGCGAACAGAUCCUCACGUACCUUGUUCCGGCACAUGUGGUGAAUCACCAUCAACUCCCUAGACCCGGCCUGCUUGCACCCCAUCCCCCUCUCGACAGGAUUUUCACGCCCAUCUUCACAUCCAUCCGUCGUGGCUCACUGGCAUCCUUUGACAAGGCCCUUUCCUCCGCCGAACCCGAACUUGUCAGGCGUCGCAUCUAUCUCACCCUAGAACGGACCCGCGACAUCUGCCUGCGUAAUCUGUUCCGGAAAGUCUUUCUCGCCGCGGGCUGGGAAGAGACCAAGGACGCCACGACAGGUGAAGUGACAGGCCAGAUUCGCCGAACAAGGAUCCGCAUUGAAGAAUUCGAGGCCGGCAUGCGUGUGGGUUACAAAGGCGCUACGGAUGUCAUGGUGGAGAGAGACGAAGUUGAGUGUUUCCUGGCCAACAUGAUUUAUAAGGUGCGUUUGUCUUGUCUCCCGUCUGCCUUUUGGGCAACCCAGUUUCAAUCUGCUUUCCCAAUGGAGUGUCGCAAGACAUGGCUGCCUAAGUGA
Rhinocladiella mackenziei CBS 650.93 is the source of this 1401-nucleotide messenger RNA. RefSeq lists its product as uncharacterized. Gene Ontology annotation, molecular function: double-stranded DNA binding; RNA binding. The record is from RefSeq and is a predicted model, not a curated record. Gene Ontology annotation, cellular component: transcription export complex 2. The transcript has a single exon. NCBI's taxonomy places the organism in Eukaryota, Fungi, Ascomycota, Eurotiomycetes, Chaetothyriales, Herpotrichiellaceae. Gene Ontology annotation, biological process: post-transcriptional tethering of RNA polymerase II gene DNA at nuclear periphery; poly(A)+ mRNA export from nucleus; transcription elongation by RNA polymerase II. Bases 1 to 1401 code for a protein of 466 amino acids.